GGACCCUGGAGGAGGCCUCCCGCGACCACCAGGUGACAGAUGAUGUGUAUUGAGCGCUUACUGUCAGCAGUAUUUUAUGUCAUGCUCUGCAAACCAGCGAGGCCGGCGCUGCAGCCCCAUUACUCAGACAGGAAUAUAGAGGCCGGGAAAAGCGAAAUCACCCAGGGGCUGGGGUCGCCGCAGCCAGGAGAGACUCCGGCCAUCACCACCACCUGGGCGAGAUCAGACUGCAAACGGGGCCCCUUCCCGGUGCAGCCCCUCCACCCCCAGCAGAACUUGGGAAAGGCGCAGUCCGGGACUCUCCGCGCAUCGGGAGGGGAUUCCAGGCCCCCCCCCCCGAAAGUCCGGGCCGCCUCGCGCGCUGGAAAUCCCGCGCGCGCCCCGAACCGCGGCUCGGCUGCCGGGAAAUCAGGAGAAAAAAACUUCUGCUUUUUUUUUUCUUUUCUGGCAUUCGCGGUCACCUACCCGGCCCCCGCGCGCCCUCCUCCCGGUUCUCGCCCCCACGUGGGGCGCCCCCACACGGCGCUCCGCCCCCUCCCCGCCGUCGGCCAACCGCAGAGCUGUCUGCACUCUCCGUUGUCCUUCCACCAAUAGGAGGGGUGAAUGACUCCACUGAGGCCACGCCCCAUCCGUCAAGUCUAUAAAAGGCGGUGCCGGAGGCUCCCCGCUCAGAUCGCCGAGGCUUCGGACUACGGUUGGUUUCUGCAACUUCCCGGAUUAUUUUCGCCAAGGACUUUGCAACAUUUUUGUCCGCCUUUUCUGGAAGGAUUUCGCUGCUUCCCGAAGGUCUUGGACGAGCGCUCCAGCUCCGUGGGAAGGUUUUGGGCUCUCUGGCGCGGAUUUUGCAAUUUCUCCCUGGGGACUGUCGUGGAGCCGCGUCCACUGUGGAUUAUAAUUGCAACAUGACGCUGGAAGAGCUCGUGGCGUGCGACAACGCGGCGCAGAAGAUGCAGACGGUGACCGCCGCGGUGGAGGAGCUGUUGGUGGCCGCUCAGCGCCAGGAUCGCCUCACAGUGGGGGUGUACGAGUCGGCCAAGUUGAUGAAUGUGGACCCAGACAGCGUGGUCCUCUGCCUCUUGGCCAUUGACGAGGAGGAGGAGGAUGACAUCGCCCUGCAAAUCCACUUCACGCUCAUCCAGUCCUUCUGCUGCGACAACGACAUUAACAUCAUGCGGGUGUCAGGCAUGCAGCGCCUGGCACAGCUCCUGGGAGAGCCGGCCGAGACCCAGGGCACCACUGAGGCCCGAGACCUGCAUUGUCUCCUGGUCACGAACCCUCACACGGACGCCUGGAAGAGCCACGGCUUGGUGGAGGUAGCCAGCUACUGCGAAGAAAGCCGGGGCAACAACCAGUGGGUGCCCUACAUCUCUCUUCAGGAACGCUGAGGCCCUUCCCAGCAGCAGAACCUGUUAAGUUGCUGCCAAAAACAAAAAAUAAAAUAAAUAUUUGAACCCCCCUCCCCCUCAGCACAACCCCCCCAUAACAACCCAACCCACGAAACCAUCGGGGGCAGAGUCGUUGGAGACUGAAGAGGAGGAGGAGGAGAAGGGGAGUGAGUGGCCGCCCCCAGGGCGGAGAUCGGGGAGCUGGCGGCCGCCGAUCCGAUGGAGGAGAAGUGGGGACCCAGGCCAGCAGGAGACAGGACCCCGGAGCUCAGGCCUUGGGAUGGAGCAGAAGCUGGAGUGGCGGGGCACGCUGCCGCCUUUCCUAUCACGGAGGGUCCAGACUCUCCACUUGAGGGUGGAGUGAGACUGACUGCAACCCCCACCCUCCUUGAGACUGGAGCUGGCGUCUGCAGACCAGAGACCUGGUUGAACUUGGUUGGUGCUUGUCUGCACCCUCGACAAGACCACACUUUGGGACUUGGGAGCUGGGGCCAAAGUUGCUCUGUACCCAUGAACUCCCAGUUUGCGAAUCAUAGAGACAAUCUAUUUUGUUACUUGCACUUGUUACUCGAACCACUGAGAGCGAGAUAGGAAGCACAGAUAUCUAUAUUUUUAUUUCUACUAUGAUGACCUUGUAAUAAAUUUCUAAAGCUUC
Molecule: messenger RNA, 2040 nt
Organism: Chlorocebus sabaeus (green monkey)
Lineage: Eukaryota; Metazoa; Chordata; Mammalia; Primates; Cercopithecidae
Gene: GADD45B
Product: growth arrest and DNA damage inducible beta
Biological process (GO): regulation of cell cycle
Cellular component (GO): nucleus; cytoplasm
Source: RefSeq, a predicted model, not a curated record